Molecule: messenger RNA, 684 nt
Organism: Conger conger (European conger)
Lineage: Eukaryota; Metazoa; Chordata; Actinopteri; Anguilliformes; Congridae
Gene: wdr83os
Product: WD repeat domain 83 opposite strand
Exons: 4
Coding region: 90-410 (106 amino acids)
Biological process (GO): protein insertion into ER membrane
Cellular component (GO): endoplasmic reticulum membrane
Molecular function (GO): protein folding chaperone
Source: RefSeq, a predicted model, not a curated record
AGCUGAUGACUCACUUUCUUCUUCUUCGAUCUCUUUCAGUUGUUUCGUCGAAGUGAGAAGACGGUGUAGGGCACCGGGCAGGAAUAAAUAUGACUUCAAACAGCAUGUCGGAUCCACGGAGGCAAAACAAGAUACUCAGGUACAAGCCCCCCAGUACAGACUCGAACCCCACAUUGGAGGACCCUACCCCAGACUACAUGAACCUGUUGGGCAUGAUAUUCAGCAUGUGUGGCCUGAUGCUCAAGCUGAAGUGGUGCGCCUGGAUCGCAGUUUACUGCUCGUUCAUCAGCUUUGCCAACUCCCGCAGCUCGGAAGACACCAAACAGAUGAUGAGCAGCUUCAUGCUGUCCAUCUCGGCUGUGGUGAUGUCAUACCUCCAGAACCCCCAGCCCAUGUCACCGCCAUGGUAACCAGCGCCAGGAUGCGGAGCCUCCAGAAGGAGGCCAGAGCUCGACGCCGACACGAGGAGGAGGAGGAGGAGGACGGACCGCCGAUCCACCCGCCCCCCCCACCUGGGCCUCUGGGAGAGAGGGAUUCUGAGUGAGAGAGCGAUGAGAAACGAGUGCGGCGUUGCAGCGCUGCUCUCUCCCUCUCUCUCGACGGAGGAACUGCCUUUUCUCAUGCCUCCUGCGCCCCACCGGUUGAAAUAAUAAACGUCACACUUUAAUUUAACGCAAAAGAAAA